Molecule: messenger RNA, 324 nt
Organism: Colletotrichum gloeosporioides
Lineage: Eukaryota; Fungi; Ascomycota; Sordariomycetes; Glomerellales; Glomerellaceae
Exons: 3
Coding region: 1-324 (107 amino acids)
Source: RefSeq, a predicted model, not a curated record
AUGAUCCGGCGGAUUCAUGGACUUGCUGCCAACUGGGUCCAGGGAUGGAUAUCCAACUUCCUCUUUGGCUCGAUUCUCAUUGCCAUUCCUCUUCGUUUCAUCGUUGGCUUCAUCGCCGCUUGGUGGCAGUCUCGUUACGGCGGCUUCGUUCCCGCCGGAUGUGUCCUCGCGGGAUUUCAGCGCCUGGCCAUGAUUUUUGGAGACUCAGGUCCCUUUGCAGACAUGCUUGGGGUUUGGUUCUUCGGCUGGAUCAGCGAAUUCAUCUCCACCAACACCCUCUUGGGCACGAUUUGGCGAUUCUUCGUGGGUGGUCUCUUUUUCUAA